Messenger RNA from Sphaeramia orbicularis (orbiculate cardinalfish), 4101 nucleotides. It is a transcript of the gene pdcd4a, whose product is annotated as programmed cell death 4a. Gene Ontology annotation, biological process: negative regulation of DNA-templated transcription. The record is from RefSeq and is a predicted model, not a curated record. NCBI's taxonomy places the organism in Eukaryota, Metazoa, Chordata, Actinopteri, Kurtiformes, Apogonidae. Bases 406 to 1812 code for a protein of 468 amino acids. The transcript is spliced from 11 exons. Gene Ontology annotation, cellular component: nucleus; cytosol.
GUUCGCUCCUUGCAAAGUUAAAAACAGACUUUGUUUAUCUUGCAGGUUGUUUGCUGAAAUGCUCACCGACUAGUUAGGCCGUUUCCCCCCAGUUUAGCUUUAAUUCUCGGUCUCCUCUUCUCUUUUCAGCCUCCAACUCUUUAAUUUCACUCCGACUCAUCUGCGUUUUUUGUCUUGUUGUGGUUCAGUGUGUUAUUUUUUGUUCUCUUUAGCUUAGACGGUGCAGGACGCAAAGAAAGGGGGUCACAAGGCUCCGGUUUCUACCCCACGUUUGUGCCAUUUAUUAACAAAUUUGUGUGCAAUAAAAAGUAUUGUUUUGCACCCGAUUAUCGUGCGGGUUUUUUUGGAGGUUUGCUGCAGCUGAAAAGGAGGAGAACAACGUGCGGAUUUAACCCGAGCACCACCAUGGCGACCGAUGUGGAGACGUGGUCCAGCUCUCAGAAAGCCGACGGGAUGUCCUCUUACAACGACAACCUGGCAGAGGCUAACCGUUCCUACAGCGAUUGCGAAGAUGUCCUCAAUGAGGCGGAGGUCAACAGUAACUGGACGCCCCAGGAGAAAGCACUCCAUGAGGCACGACUCAAAGCCAAAGCCAAGCGUCGCCUGCGCAAGUCCUCAUCCCGUAACUCCACCAGCGAAUCCUUUUCUGAGUCAGGAGACUUGGCAGGAGCUGAUCCGAACAGUCCAAAGGGCAAAGUGAACACCAAUGAUCGCAAAUCCAGGACAGGCAAAGGCAGAGGUCUGCCAAAGAAAGGUGGUGCAGGUGGUAAAGGAGUGUGGGGGGCUGCAGGGAUGGUUUAUGAAGAUGAGGAACCCGACGUACGAGACCCCAACUAUGAUGAAUCUGCACAGGGGGACACAGUUUAUGCUAAAGUUGUGCCAGAGAUAGAUGAGAGGGAACUGGAAAAAAUGGUCAACCCAAUUGUACAGGAGUACUUUGAACAUGGAGACACAAAAGAGGUCCAGCUGUUGCUGAAGGAGCUCAACCUCGGCCACAAUAAGUACGAGUUCUCGUCCAUGGCCGUGUCCCUGUCUCUGGAAGGCAAAGCCAGCCACAGAGAGCUGACUUCCCGCCUGCUAUCUGACCUGUCGGGCAAACUGUUAUCACAAAAUGACAUGGGCCGCGCCUUCGACAAGAUGCUCAAAGAGCUGCCAGAUCUCAUACUGGACACUCCAGAGGCCCCACAGAUGUUAGGCCAGUUUAUUGCCAGAGCCAUUGCAGACCAUGUUCUCCCCAUGUCUUUCCUGGACUGUUACAAGGGCAAAGUGGACUGUGACCACGCCAGAGUGGCUUUAGAUCGAGCUGCAGUGCUCCUGUCCAUGAAGAGGGAGAUGGUUCGUCUCGACAAUGUGUGGGGCGUGGGUGGAGGCCUUAGACCUGUCAAACAUCUCAUCAAAGAGAUGAACCUUCUACUAAAGGAGUACCUGAUAUCGGGAGAUGUGUCAGAGGCAGAGCGCUGUCUGCGGGAUCUGGAAGUCCCUCACUUCCACCAUGAGCUGGUCUAUGAGGCUGUAGUUAUGGUGCUGGAGGCGAAGGGGGACAAAGCCAGUCAUAUGAUGAUGAAGCUGCUGCAGUCCUUCUGGAAAACUGGCCUCAUCACUGUGGAUCAGAUGAACAGGGGCUUUCAGAGAGUGUACGAUGAACUCCCUGAAAUCAGCCUGGACGUGCCACAUGCCCACUCUAUCAUGGAGACGUUUGUGGACCUGUGCUACCAGGAGUCAGUCAUCACCAAACAGCUGAGGGAUGUCUGUCCUUCCAGAGGACGUAAGCGGUUUGUCAGUGAAGGAGAUGGAGGAGUGAUCAAAAGCUAACUCAAAUGAUGAAGAGCAGAAAGAGGAGCAGGAGGAGGAGAAUGAUGAGGAUGGGUGUCUCCAUGUUCUCUCGCCCCGUUUCCACUCCAACAUGGCUCUCUGAAACCAGGCUUGCUGUGGUCUGAAGUUUCCUUGCUCCUCUCCUGAUUAUGUUGUCAUUACACAAACCAGCGUUGACGUUCGAUGGAAGUAGACUGACCAGUGGCCCGGGCGUCGAGUUCCCUUCAUCCUGUUAAUCAAUGUUUUUGACAUUUUUUGUAACAAAAUUCUUUAUUUGGGGGUUAAUGCACCUCUUUUGCCUGAGUCUUUGUACCUGUUUGUCAAGAUUCAUUCAUGUCAGGGCUACAGAAGAAAGACCGGUAGACAGCUUGGGUUGUGUUUGAGGAAUAUUAGGGUCUUAUGCUUUGGUUCAACUGUUUUCUUUUCUUUCUUUUUUUUUUUUGUUGUAUUGCGCUACAAAUGAAAAGUCAGUUAAAAGACAGAACAUACAUAGUUAUUUAGCGUACAGCAAAGAUCUAAACCUUUUUAUUUUUAAUGAUUUCAAGAUCAUCUGCUUUGUAAGUGGUUCUAUCAAUCCUUUAUGAAUGGUGUAUUUUUGUUUUCAUUUUCUUUGCAUCAUGGGCUAUGAGGCUGAUGUUAACUUUUGUAAAGCACAGUAGUCAAAGCAAGAGGGAUUUGGGCACUGAUUGGGUAUUUCAUUAGCACUUGGGGCAUGUAUAUUUGGGAAAAUUAAUACUCAAACAAUAAUUGGAGUUUAUUGUUUGUGUAUAAAAAAAAAAAAGAAAAAAUAAGCAGCCUCUUCUGCUUCUUUACUCACAGUUUCUUGUUCUGCAGCUACAUUCUAGAUUGAUAGCCUUAAAGUACAAAACCAAACACUGCUGGUAAAGGUAAGCUGAAAAGUGUCUUGAAAUGAGCGAUCUUUUUAAUGUGUCUGCAAAAUGGCAAGCCCAGUUUUUUUUCUUGAAAGACUGUUAAUCACAUUCAGAUUUAUCUGCCACUGUCUGUAACAGUUUUACAUGUUGACCAAAGUUGGAAAAAUAUGGACAAGAAAUAUAUUUCUCAUCUAAAAUGGCAUCACAAUGACGUUCCUGCUUUUUCCUUUUAUUAUUUGUAUUUAUUUUCUUUUCUAUGCUGUGCUAUUAGUAUAAAGGAACCAGGACUAAGUGACUGGGCUAAAUCCUAGAUACACAAGAGUGAAAAGUCUGGACACAUCUCUGUUUAGAAUUAAACUGAAGACACCAAAGCUAUGAAAUGAUGUACCAAGAACCAAAAUAUGUUUAUUUAGUUAACUUAUUUACCACCAUUUGCCUUGAUAAUGUUUUGCACACUAUUCUCAACAGUUUAAUGAAGUAGAAACCUGGACUGGUAGAUUAUUUUCUCUUAAUGCGUCAGAGUAAGUCAGUAUUGUUUUGCCAAAGUCGUGUUUAGCAUUAUCUAUUCAUCUAUAUCACGGCAAGAAGAGUUGAGCAAAAUAAAGGGAUAUGACAGCCCAUCAUGAGUAAUGGAAGAGCUUUGAAUGUCUUUUCAAGUGCAGACAUAAAGCCACCAAACAUGAUGAAAAUGGAUCUUGCGGGUACCGUCCUCUUCUGUAGAGGAUGAGAUCAUUAGACGUAGAAGCCUCAGAUUAAGAGCUCACAUCACUGCUGCUCAGAGUGCAAGCAGCAGACACUUCUCAACUGGAAUGAGUCAGACUUUCAGGGUCAAAUUACUGCUGAUGCACCUUGUACGAAGAAGGAGAGAAUUAGGCUAAAAAAAAAUAUAGUAUGAACAAUCAUGCCAGUGGAAAUCUGAACUUUGGUCAGAAAAAAAGAGUCUAAAAGCAAAGACGGUGACCAGAUGGUAUCUGCAUGUGUGGCUCCCACCGUGAAGCAUGGAGGAGGAGGAGGUGUGAUGGCGUGGGGGUGCGUUACUGCUAAUACUGUUAAAGAUUUAUUCAGAAUUCCAGGCAUGUUUAACAAGCAAAGCGACCACAAACGCUCUACAUCUACACGCCAUCCCAUCUGGUUUGUGUCAUUUGCUUAUCAACAGGACAAUGACCCAUAAACACACCCCUCCAGACAUUUUAAGGGCAGUUUGACCAGUAAGGUCUGUGUCAGAUGACCUGGCCUCCACGGUCACUCAACCUGAAUCCAGCUGAGGACAGUCGGAUUGAAUGAAAGAAGUGCAGCCAACAAAUUCUCAGUGUGUGGGAAUUCCAUGGAAAGAACAUUCCAGGUGACAAGUGUCCAAGAAUGUGCAAAACUUAUUAAAGCAAGAGAGAAUCUACAAUACAAAACACAUUAUGCUAAU